Nerophis lumbriciformis (worm pipefish) is the source of this 5172-nucleotide messenger RNA. Lineage: Eukaryota; Metazoa; Chordata; Actinopteri; Syngnathiformes; Syngnathidae. The record is from RefSeq and is a predicted model, not a curated record.
GAAGUCAUGUCUGUCCCUGGUUCCGCGGUGACUGGGACCUCGGCGUCCGUUCUGCAACCGCGAUGGAAACGGGUCCUCGGAUGGUCGGGUCCCGUUCCCCGGCCCAGACAUGGACACAGGGCUGUGGCGAUAAAGGAACUGAUGGUUGUGUUUGGCGGUGGAAAUGAAGGGAUAGUGGAUGAAUUACAUGUCUAUAAUACCGCAACAAACCAGUGGUUUAUCCCUGCUGUUCGUGGUGACAUUCCACCUGGUUGUGCCGCUUAUGGUUUUGUCUGUGAUGGCACAAGAUUGCUGGUAUUUGGUGGUAUGGUGGAAUAUGGAAAAUACAGCAAUGAUCUCUAUGAACUACAGGCCAGCAGAUGGGAGUGGAAAAAGUUAAAAGCAAAAAAUCCCAAAAAUGGCCCCCCUCCUUGUCCCCGUCUUGGUCACAGUUUUUCCUUGGUGGGAAACAAAUGCUACUUGUUUGGUGGACUCGCCAAUGACAGCGAGGACCCAAAAAACAACAUUCCCAGAUACCUGAAUGAUUUGUACAUACUCGAGCUUCGUGCCGGGUCCAGCGUUGUCGCAUGGGAUAUUCCAAUCACAUAUGGAGUCCUGCCUCCUCCUCGAGAGAGCCACACUGCAGUGGUUUACACAGAGAAGCUGAGUAGAAAAUCCCGACUGAUCAUUUAUGGAGGGAUGAGUGGAUGCCGUCUUGGAGAUCUAUGGACUCUAGAUAUCGAUACCUUAACAUGGAACAAACCAUCAGUGAACGGCACAGCACCACUCCCUAGGAGUCUACACUCUGCCACUACAAUCACAAAUAAGAUGUAUGUUUUUGGUGGCUGGGUUCCUCUGGUAAUGGAUGAUGUCAAAGUGGCCACACAUGAAAAGGAGUGGAAAUGCACAAACACCCUGGCCUGCUUAAAUCUUGACUCCAUGUGCUGGGAGACGGUGUUGAUGGACACCCUUGAAGACAACAUUCCCAGGGCCCGUGCUGGCCACUGUGCUGUGUCUAUCAAUUCUAGACUUUAUGUUUGGAGCGGCCGUGAUGGUUACCGCAAAGCAUGGAACAACCAAGUCUGUUGUAAAGACCUGUGGUACCUGGAAACUGAGCGGCCGCAUGCCCCUGCUCGGGUGCAGUUGGUCCGUGCCAAUACAAACUCCCUGGAAGUGAGCUGGGGUGCAGUUUCGACUGCAGACACAUAUUUGUUGCAGCUGCAGAAAUAUGACAUCCCCGCAACUCCAGCUGCAGCCUCGCCAGCAAUGGGUUCACUCCCCUCGCAACCUGUGAAUUCUCCUAAGAGUCCCGCUCCAGCUGCUGCGGCCCCCUCUCCACAGAAUCUGCCACAAACUGCUGUGUUGAAGGUUGCCACUCAGCAAUCUGCCACAGGCGCAUCAGUUGUCACAGUCCGCCCGACACAGCCUGGGAAAUCUCCUGUCACUGUGACAUCCCUUCCUCCUGGUGUCAGAAUGGUUGUGCCAGCUACCCAAGGAUCGCCAAUUGGAAGCAGCCCUCAGAUGAGUGGCAUGGCAGCUUUGGCUGCUGCAGCUGCAGCCACACAGAAGAUUCCGCCGUCCUCUGCUGGAACAGUCCUCAAUGUUCCCGCAGGCGCCACAAUUCUCAAAACAGUUGCCGUUUCCCCUGGCACAACCACAGUCAAAGUUGCUUCCCCAGUCAUGGUUAGCAAUCCUGCCACCCGUAUGCUGAAGACUGCUGCAGCUCAGGUGGGCACCGCAGGCACGUCUUCCCCCACUACUACCACCAGGCCCAUCAUCACUGUGCACAAGUCUGGCGCGGUCACUGUGGCUCAGCAGGCCCAGGUAGUAACCACUGUGAUGGGAGGAGUUACCAAGACAAUCGCCUUGGUCAAGAGUCCCCUCACCAUGGGCAGUGGUGGCACUCUGAUCUCCAACCUUGGCAAGAUGAUGUCAGUGGUCCAAACGAAGCCAGUGCAGACAUCAGCUGUGACAGGCCAGGCUUCAACCAACCCUCUGACCCAAAUAAUUCAGGCAAAGGGUCCCCUGCCAGCUGGUACCAUUUUGAAACUGGUGACUUCUGCGGAUGGAAAGCCUGCAACGAUCAUUACCACCUCCCAGGCUGGAGGUGCCGGAAACAAGCCCACAAUCCUUAAUAUCAGUGGAGUCUCUUCAAAUGCAGCUAAACAGGGCCCGACUAUUAUUAAAACCAUCCCGAUGUCGGCCAUCAUGACCCAACCUGGAGCAACAGGUGUAACGAGCAGUACCGGGAUGAAAACACCCAUUACAAUCCUCACGACCAAAGUGAUGACCACUGGAACACCUGGCAAAAUUAUCACUGCAGUGCCCAAGCUAGGCGCAGCAGCUGGCCAACAGGGAUUGACACAGGUCGUUUUGAAAGGUGCCCCGGGUCAGCCAGGGACUAUUUUGCGCACUGUACCCAUGAGCACAGUAGGCGGGGUUCGACUUGUUACUCCAGUGACGGUAUCUGCCGUUAAACCCACUGUCACAACCCUAGUUGUCAAGGGAACAACUGGAGUCACCUCUCUUGGAACAGUGACUGGUACAGUCUCCACAAGCCUGGCAGGUGGCACUGUGGACACUGCUAACGCAUCACUGGUUACUCCCAUCACCACAUUGGGGACCAUUGCUACCCUUUCCAGUCAGGUCAUCAGCUCACCUGCGAUAACUGUGUCAGCUGCCCAGACCACUCUAACGUCUGCAUCCACGUUGCCCUCCUCCACCAUUACAGUGCAGAAUCAACCCACCCAGGUGACUCUGAUCACAACUCCCAGUGGUGUAGAAGCCCAGCCUGUGCAGGAUUUACCAGUAUCAAUUCUGGCUUCACCCACUUCUGAGCAGCCCAGCUCCUCUGAGGCUGGAGCUGCUGGGGAUGGGUCCGGGACUGUUACAUUGGUCUGCUCUAACCCGCCGUGUGAGACGCACGACACCGGAACUACUAAUACAGCCACGACAUCGUCUGCCAGCAUUGGUGCAGUGCAAAUUUGCUCCAAUCCACCUUGUGAAACCCACGAAACAGGAACCACCUCCACUGCCACCACCUCCUCCGCUACAAUUGGAGCAGGACAGGUCUGCUCUAACCCGCCCUGCGAGACCCACGAAACGGGAACCACCAACACAGCUACAACGGCAUCCUCAAAUAUGGCCACUCUUCGCGUCUGUUCCAACCCGCCAUGUGAAACCCACGAAACUGGAACAACCAACACGGCAACCACAGCCUCAGCUAGCAUGGGAGUACAGCAGGUGUGCUCCAAUCCUCCAUGCGAGACUCAUGUGACCGGUACCACCAACACAUCCACUCAGGCAUCUUCCAACAUGAGUGAAAGCCAGACCAGCACAGUGCAGAGGGUUUGCUCCAACCCUCCUUGCGAAACCCAUGAGACCGGAACAACGAAUACGUCGUCGACGGCCACCUCCAGCAUGGGAGGAGACCAGACCACUUCAGCAACUGGUGCCGUUCAAAGAGUUUGCUCCAACCCCCCUUGUGAAACACAUGAAACCGGGACCACCAACACAGCCACUACUGCCACCAGCAGUCUUGAGACAGGAGAAGGCACAGCAGCUCAGCAGACAGAGGAUGUAACCGAAGCCACCAGCAGCACUGAAGAGGCCUCAUCCACUGCAACAGCUGUUACUGCCACCCAGGGCAGGGCCAUCACUACUGUCACUCAGUCCACGCCUGCCCCCGGGCCAUCCGUACCUUCAAUCUCGUCAAUCACCGAGGGGGUGAGCACUGCAGCUAGUUCAACUGAAGAAGAACCCAUGCAGACUGAAGCAACCGCACCUGCAGAAGUGGCGCCUGCAGAGGAGGAACCCACUCCUAUGGAAACUCAGGCAGAAGGAGACGCAGCAACAGUCGACACAGCAGCAGUCGACGCAGCAGCAGUUGCCACAGCCACAGCUUUGAACCUGCCGUCUGAACUCAUGUCUGAAGGCCAGGGAGCCACGUUGAUGGUAACGGGACUGUCAGACGAAGAACUCGCCGUCACAGCGGCAGCAGAGGCCGCCGCUCAGGCAGCGGCUACUGAAGAGGCACAGGCACUGGCCAUCCAAGCGGUCCUUCAGGCCGCCCAACAAGCUGUAAUGAAUGAAGGCGAUGCAUCCGGAGAGGCUCAGCAAACAACCGGCAUCCCCAUCAUGCUGACACAGCAGGAGCUUGCAGCACUGGUCCAGCAGCAGCAGCAGCUACAGGAGGCCCAGGCUGCCGCCCAGCAGGGCACCGUCGACACGAGCAUGCCCACUGAGGGUCUCGCUCCGGCCGACAGCCUCAACGACCCCUCCGUAGAGAGUAACGGACACAGUGAGAUGGCUGCUGCGGUAACCAGUGCGGUGGCCGCCCUACUGCCACGUACCACCGCUGAAACGCUUGCUCCUUCGAGUACAUUUGCGCCAGCUGUGUCGGUAGCCAGUCCGGCCAAGCUGCAAGCAGCAGCUGCGCUCGCUGAAGUAGCCAAUGGCAUUGAGGGAGAGAAGCAAGCCCCUCAGCCGACCCCUGUGAAGCCUGCUGUAAAGAAAGAGAACCAGUGGUUUGAUGUUGGAAUUGUCAAAGUGACAAAUAUGGUUGUCACACACUUUUAUGUACCGGCAGAUGAUUCUCAAGGAGAUGACGACUCUGGAGUCAUUCCAGACUACAGCCAGAUGAAGAAAAUGGAGCUUCAGCCAGGAACGGCGUACAAGUUCCGUGUAGCUGGAAUCAAUGCAUGCGGCCGCGGCACCUUCUCUGAGAUCUCAGCUUUCAAGACUUGUUUGCCCGGAUUCCCCGGUGCACCGUGCGCCAUCAAAAUCAGCAAGAGCCCCGAUGGCGCUCACCUGACCUGGGAGCCUCCCUCAGUGACGUCAGGGAAGAUCAUCGAGUAUUCCGUGUACCUGGCCAUCCAGAGCAACCAGACAGCCGAGGCCAAGGCCUCUACCCCGGCCCAGUUAGCGUUUAUGCGUGUGUACUGUGGACCCAAUCCCUCUUGCCUGGUGCAGUCUUCCAGUCUCUCCAACGCUCACAUCGACUACACCACCAAGCCAGCCAUAAUAUUCCGCAUCGCUGCCCGAAACGAGAAGGGCUAUGGUCCUGCCACUCAAGUUCGAUGGCUGCAGGAAUCUGGCAAAGACGGUGCCUCCGCAAAACCGGCACCCAAAAGACCAGGCACCUCACCUGAUACUAAGACUACUGGUCCAAAGAAAGCAAGGACGGACCAGUGA